GCAGCCGUCACCGGGCAAGACCAACGAGCAGGCCACAAGGCUCCUUUGAGAACUUCAGGAUGCGGAUGUCUCCAGCCCUCGCCUGCCUGGUCCUGGCCCUCGUUUUCAGCGAAGGGUCCACCUUGCUCCGGGGAGAGUUCCAGACAGCCCAGCUGGCCACAGACUUUGGCGUGAGAGUGUUCCAGCAGGUGGCGCAGGCCUCCAAGGACCGCAAUGUCAUCUUCUCCCCCUACGGGGUGUCCUCGGUACUAGCCAUGCUGCAGCUGACCACGGCAGGAGAGACACGGAAGCAGAUCCAAGAGGCCAUGGGAUUCAAAAUCGAUGAGAAGGGCACCGCCCUCGCCCUCCGCCGGCUGCACAAGGCGCUUAUGGGGCCGUGGAACAAGGACGAGAUCAGCACCACGGAUGCCAUCUUCGUCCAGCGGGACGUGAGCCUGGCCCCGGGCUUCAUGCCCCACUUCUUCAGGCUCUUCCGGAGCACGGUCAAGCAGGUGGACUUCUCCGAGGCGGACCGAGCCAGAUUCAUCAUCAAUGACUGGGUGGAGCGGCACACGAAAGGUAUGAUCAGUGACCUACUUGGCGAAGGGGCUGUGAACCAGCUGACACGUCUCUUGCUGGUAAAUGCCCUUUACUUCAAUGGUCAGUGGAAGACGCCCUUCCCAGCGGCAGGCACCCACCAUCGUCUCUUCCACAAGUCUGAUGGUAGCACCGUCUCUGUCCUCAUGAUGACUCAGACCAACAAAUUCAACUACACUGAGUUCACCACCCCCGAUGGCCACUACUAUGACAUCCUGGAGCUACCCUACCACGGGGAGACCCUCAGCAUGUUCAUUGCCGCUCCCUAUGAAAAAGAGGUGCCUCUCUCAGCCAUCACCAACAUCCUGGAUGCGAAGCUCAUCAACCACUGGAAAGGCAACAUGACCCGGCUGCCCCGCCUCCUGGUUCUGCCCAAGUUCUCUCUAGAGACUGAAGUUGACCUCAGGAAACCCCUGGAGAACUUGGGCAUGACAGACAUGUUCCGCCCAGAGCAGGCCGACUUCACAAGUCUUUCCGUGGAAGAGCAGCUCUACGUGUCACAAGCACUGCAAAAAGUAAAGAUUGAGGUGAACGAGAGCGGCACGGUGGCAUCUUCCUCCACAGCCAUUCUCGUCUCAGCGCGCAUGGCCCCUGAGGAGAUCAUUAUGGACCGACCCUUCCUCUUUGUGGUCUGGCACAACCCCACAAGGACAGCUCUUUUCAUGGGCCAAGUGAUGGAGCCUUGACCCGGGGGAAAGAAGCCUUCAUCUGGGACAAAACUGGACAUGGAUAGAAGGAGAAGAAACUCCGAAG
This is a messenger RNA of Jaculus jaculus (lesser Egyptian jerboa), 1329 nucleotides long. RefSeq names its product serpin family E member 1 (gene Serpine1). The transcript has 9 exons. Gene Ontology annotation, molecular function: serine-type endopeptidase inhibitor activity. Bases 60 to 1262 code for a protein of 400 amino acids. NCBI's taxonomy places the organism in Eukaryota, Metazoa, Chordata, Mammalia, Rodentia, Dipodidae. The record is from RefSeq and is a predicted model, not a curated record. Gene Ontology annotation, biological process: negative regulation of vascular wound healing; negative regulation of plasminogen activation; negative regulation of endopeptidase activity.